Molecule: messenger RNA, 743 nt
Organism: Lactuca sativa (garden lettuce)
Lineage: Eukaryota; Viridiplantae; Streptophyta; Magnoliopsida; Asterales; Asteraceae
Product: heavy metal-associated isoprenylated plant protein 21
Molecular function (GO): metal ion binding
Source: RefSeq, a predicted model, not a curated record
ACUACCAAGUGCAUAUCAUCUAGACUUCAAAAAAAACUUCUUUCAUCUCUUUCUUUCUCUAUCUCUAACAUUUUCUUUCUGCAAAAUAGCAAAAAGAAUGGGUGCACUAGACUAUCUUUCUAACUUUUGCAGUGCCACAAGCACCAGAAGCACAAGCAGAAGCAGAAGAAAACCGAUGCAGACAGUUGAAAUUAAAGUUAAAAUGGAUUGUGAUGGAUGCGAAAGAAGGGUCAAGAACUCUGUUAAAUCCAUGAAAGGUCUCUCCACCUCCGGCGUAAAGAGUGUGGAGAUUAACAGAAAGCAAAGCAGAGUAACAGUUAAUGGAAAUGUGGAUCCAAACAAGGUGUUGAAGAAGAUCAUGAGCACCGGAAAACGAGCAGAAUUCUGGCCGUACAUACCUUACAAUUUGGUGAGUUAUCCGUACGUGACUCAAGCCUACGACAAAAGGGCUCCCGCCGGCAACGUUAAGAACGUCGUUCAAGCCUUCUCCGUCCCUAACACCACCGAUGAACAGAUGACUCAUCUCUUUAGCGACGAUAACCCUAAUGCUUGUUCAAUCAUGUGAUCAGUUUAAUUCCUUUUUUAUUUUUUGUUAUAUAUGUGGUAAUAUUAUAUGAGAUCUAUAUAUGCUUAAAAUAAAGUAAACAAUUUAUUAAAUUAAUGGAUCUGUUUUUUUUAUUUCAAACUGAUCCAUUAAACGUUAAAGAUCAUAAUCCCAAAUAAAAUAUAUUUUUUAUUGCUCU